AUGUGGCAGCCACGAGGCCGGUCCACGCUGGCGCUGAGUCAGCAGGCACCGACGCCGUUCGGCCCCCGUUACUGGGCGCUGGGCCCGUCUUCUUCUUCCUCCUCUUGCCGCGCUGCUCCUUCUUCGCUGCUCGCCCCCCCGCCGCCUCCAGCUCCCCUCCCCCCGUCCCUGCGCCAAGGUGGCCACGUCCGACAUAAGUCAGGGAGGAGGCAGGAACGCGGCUGUAGCUCAACGCGCGUGCAUGCUGUGGCGUAUCCAACCGGCAAAGAAUCUGGACUUCCUUUGAUUGAAUGCCCCGACUGCGGCCUAGCCCGUGUGAUCGAGCUUCGCGCGAAGAAAGAUACAGUCAACAACGGGCGAACCUUCUUCAAGUGUCCGAGGAAUGGGAAUCCGAAGUAUUGUGACUUCUACCGAUUUCAGAAGGAUUACUUGGAUGAGCUGAUUCUCAAGAAGAUUGUCAUUAUCAAGUGUGAGCAGAUCGAAGAAGUGGAAGAAGGAUCGCACGGCAGCAUGAACGAUGAGGAAGAGAACCGCAGUAGGCUAGAGAAGUUAGAGAAUCUGACAUGGAAAAUGAAUUGUGUGUUUGUUGUUUUCGGCAUUGUUGUGUUAGCAAUGGUUGUGAGAUCAGUUGUAAUGGCUUGAGUUGAGCAUUGUGUUUGUUGGAGCCUGAUGUAUGAACCAUUAUCUGAUGUAUGAAUCUUUUGCAAUGCACCAGAUGUAUGAAUCUCUUGCAAUGAACCUGAUGUAUGAACCAUUUGCAAUGAAACAUAUUCUGGCAACUUGAGUCCAUAACAUCCCUAACAUUAGAUAGCAAUUGUUGGCAUACAUAUUGUUUUGUGGCAUUACAGACCAUCAUCUAGCAUCUCCAACAAAGUGGGUUUGUGCCUA
This is a messenger RNA of Panicum virgatum (switchgrass), 888 nucleotides long. RefSeq lists its product as uncharacterized. Lineage: Eukaryota; Viridiplantae; Streptophyta; Magnoliopsida; Poales; Poaceae. Bases 1 to 642 code for a protein of 213 amino acids. The transcript is spliced from 3 exons. Gene Ontology annotation, molecular function: zinc ion binding. The record is from RefSeq and is a predicted model, not a curated record.